AUGCGCUUCAACACCGCCGUCACGGCUCUGGUCUCAUCGGCUACCCUUCUGGGCUAUGCCCAUGCCGAGGAAGCGGAAGCUGUUCCUAAUGCCGCUGCUGCCGUUGAGAAGCCCACCUUCACGCCGACUUCUCUCAAGGCUCCCUUCCUGGAGCAGUUCACCGACGAUUGGGAGUCGCGGUGGCAACUCUCGCACGCGAAGAAGGACGACCCCAAGUCUGAUGAGGACUGGGCCUACGUCGGCGAAUGGGCGGUUGAGGAGCCCUCUGUCUUCAAGGGCAUUGAGGGCGACAAGGGUCUGGUCGUAAAGAACGCGGCUGCCCAUCACGCCAUCUCGGCCAAGUUCCCCAAGAAGAUUGACAACAAGGGCAAGACUCUGGUGGUCCAGUAUGAGGUCAAGCCCCAGAACUCCCUGGUCUGCGGCGGUGCCUACCUUAAGCUCCUCCAGGAGAACAAGAAGCUCCACCAGGAGGAGUUCUCCAACGGCACUCCCUAUGUGAUCAUGUUCGGUCCCGACAAGUGCGGUGCCACCAACAAGGUCCACUUCAUCUUCCGUCACAAGAACCCCAAGACCGGCGAGUAUGAGGAGAAGCACCUCAAGACUCCCCCCGUUGCCCGCACCUCCAAGCUCACCUCCCUUUACACCCUGGUCGUCAAGCCCGAUCAAACGUUUGAGAUCCUCGUCAACGGCGAGUCCGUCAAGGAGGGAAGCCUCCUGGAGGAAUUCAACCCUCCCGUCAACCCUGAGAAGGAGAUUGACGACCCCAAGGACAAGAAGCCCGCUGACUGGGUGGACGAGGUGAAGAUCGCCGAUCCCGAGGCCACCAAGCCAGAGGACUGGGAUGAGGAGGCUCCCUUUGAGAUUGUGGAUGAGGAGGCGGAGAAGCCCGCUGACUGGCUGGAGGACGAGCCCACUAGCGUCCCUGACCCUGAGGCCGAGAAGCCCGAGGACUGGGAUGAGGAGGAGGAUGGUGACUGGCUCGCCCCCACGGUUCCCAACCCCAAGUGCGCCGAUGUCUCUGGCUGUGGCGAGUGGAUUCGUCCCAUGAUCAAGAACCCCGAGUAUAAGGGCAAGUGGUCCGCUCCUAUGAUUGACAACCCUGCGUACAAGGGUCCUUGGGCCCCGCGCAAGAUUGCCAACCCCAACUACUUCGAGGACAAGACUCCCUCCAACUUGGAGCCCAUGGGCGCUAUUGGUUUCGAGAUCUGGACCAUGCAGAACGACAUCCUGUUUGACAACAUCUAUAUCGGUCACUCCGUCGAGGAGGCUGAGCAGCUCCGCAAGGAGACCUUUGAUGUCAAGUACCCCAUUGAGGAGGCCGAGGAGGAGGCCAGCAAGCCUAAGCCCGUGGCUCCUGUUGGAGGUACCACUGUCGCCUUCAAGGAGGACCCUGUCACGUUCGUCCGCCAGAAGAUUUACUACUUUAACCACCUGGCCAAGCAGGACCCCAUCGACGCCGUCAAGAAAGUCCCCGAGGUGGCUGGUGGACUGGUUGCCCUCCUGUUGACCUCCAUCCUGAUCAUCGUGGGUGCCAUUCGUUCCAGCAGCCCGGCUCCCGCUGCAGAGAAGAAGGGCAAGGCGGCAGCCGGCGGUGCCAAGGAGAAGACUGGCGAGGCCACCAGCUCCUCCGCCGACACUGGCAAGGGCGGAGUCACCAAGCGCGCCACUCGCUCCUCUGCGGAGUAA
Penicillium canariense is the source of this 1686-nucleotide messenger RNA. RefSeq names its product calnexin (gene clxA). Lineage: Eukaryota; Fungi; Ascomycota; Eurotiomycetes; Eurotiales; Aspergillaceae. Gene Ontology annotation, cellular component: endoplasmic reticulum; endoplasmic reticulum membrane. Gene Ontology annotation, biological process: protein folding. Bases 1 to 1686 code for a protein of 561 amino acids. The record is from RefSeq and is a predicted model, not a curated record. Gene Ontology annotation, molecular function: calcium ion binding. The transcript has 4 exons.